GGGGAGCCCGGCCGCUAGCGCUCCAGGUCCGCCUCUGACUGCGGCGCGGCGGGGCGAUGUGUGAUUACCAUGGCGAGGAGUCUCUGUCCGGGGGCCUGGCUAAGAAAACCCUAUUACCUCCAGGCUCGCUUCUCCUAUGUGCGGAUGAAAUAUCUUUUCUUUUCCUGGUUGGUGGUUUUUGUUGGAAGCUGGAUUAUAUAUGUGCAAUACUCUACCUAUACAGAGUUAUGCAGAGGAAAGGACUGUAAGAAAAUAAUAUGUGACAAAUACAAAACUGGAGUUAUUGAUGGGCCUGCAUGCAAUAGCUUGUGUGUUACAGAAACUCUUUACUUUGGAAAAUGUUUAUCGACCAAGCCCAACAAUCAGAUGUAUUUAGGGAUUUGGGAUAAUCUUCCAGGUGUUGUGAAAUGUCAAAUGGAACAAGCACUUCAUCUUGAUUUUGGAACUGAAUUGGAACCAAGAAAAGAAAUAGUUCUAUUUGAUAAGCCAACUAGGGGAACUACUGUCCAGAAAUUCAAAGAAAUGGUCUACAGUCUCUUUAAAGCUAAGUUGGGCGAUCAAGGAAACCUUUCUGAACUGGUUAAUCUCAUCCUGACGGUGGCUGAUGGAGACAAAGAUGGUCAGGUUUCCUUGGGAGAAGCAAAGUCAGCAUGGGCACUUCUUCAGUUAAAUGAGUUUCUUCUCAUGGUAAUACUUCAAGAUAAAGAACAUACCCCCAAAUUAAUGGGAUUCUGUGGUGAUCUCUAUGUGAUGGAAAGUGUAGAAUAUACCUCUCUUUAUGGAAUAAGUCUUCCAUGGGUCAUCGAACUUUUUAUUCCAUCUGGAUUCAGAAGAAGCAUGGAUCAAUUAUUCACACCAUCAUGGCCUAGAAAGGCUAAAAUAGCCAUAGGACUUCUAGAAUUUGUGGAAGAUGUUUUCCAUGGCCCAUAUGGAAACUUUCUCAUGUGUGAUACUAGUGCCAAAAACCUAGGAUAUAAUGAUAAGUAUGACUUAAAAAUGGUGGACAUGAGAAAAAUUGUGCCAGAGGCAAACCUCAAAGAACUUAUUAAGGACCGUCACUGUGAGUCGGAUUUGGAUUGUGUCUAUGGCACCGAUUGUAGAACUAGCUGUGAUCAGAGCACAAUGAAGUGUACUUCAGAAGUGAUACAACCAAACUUGGCAAAAGCCUGUCAGUUACUCAAAGACUACCUGCUGCGUGGUGCUCCAAGUGAAAUUCGUGAAGAAUUAGAAAAGCAGCUUUAUUCUUGUAUUGCUCUCAAAGUCACAGCAAAUCAAAUGGAAAUGGAACACUCUUUGAUACUAAAUAACCUGAAAACAUUACUGUGGAAGAAAAUUUCCUACACAAAUGACUCUUAAUUCCAUCUGAACAUUACCAUUAUAGGAAACCUCUUUUUAAAAAGUUUUGAGCUUUUUAAAAAAUGGCGAUUUCAGAGUUCGCGGUCAGUUAAACCUCCUUUCCCCUGGACCUAGUGAAGCCAUCCUGAUUACUAAAUGGCAGGUAUAGAGAUUAACAGGUCCAAAAGUCAUUCCUUUUUUAAAGAAACUGUUACCCUUCCCAGUGCACUCACUGUGUAACUAUUUCAACUAACAACAAAAAUGCUGUGAAAAUCCUCAUUCCAUAAACAGUGAAUUUUGUACAUUUUUGUUAGCCAAAAUAUCACUGCUGAAAACAUUGUUUGCAUUGAAGCUGCUGUUAAAUUUAUACAUACAUUUACUAAUGUUCUUAGCAUGGUAAAGUUUUGCACAUUAAUAGAAACUAAGACUGCAAAGCAGGUAAAUUACUCCUUUGUAACAGACAUUGGGUUAAUAGCAUGGUUUAUUAUACAUUUUUUACCUCAUUUAUACAUCAAUUGAGUAUCUAUGGUUUCCUGGUCCUCUUAAAAUUCAAAAUCCUAUAUAAGUAUUAUACUUGGCAAUAAUGUAAUUGCCAGCUUUAUUGCCAAAACUGGGUAAGCUUUCAUGUAAUUUUCCCAUAUAAUACAAGUACCACCCAACCAAACUGAACCCUUUAAAA
Messenger RNA from Chrysochloris asiatica (Cape golden mole), 2014 nucleotides. It is a transcript of the gene DIPK1A, whose product is annotated as family with sequence similarity 69, member A. The coding region runs from base 70 to 1356 and encodes 428 amino acids. The record is from RefSeq and is a predicted model, not a curated record. The transcript has 5 exons. NCBI's taxonomy places the organism in Eukaryota, Metazoa, Chordata, Mammalia, Afrosoricida, Chrysochloridae.